Messenger RNA from Felis catus (domestic cat), 1997 nucleotides. RefSeq names its product SIX homeobox 2 (gene SIX2). Gene Ontology annotation, biological process: kidney development; regulation of transcription by RNA polymerase II. Bases 138 to 1034 code for a protein of 298 amino acids. Gene Ontology annotation, molecular function: DNA-binding transcription factor activity, RNA polymerase II-specific; RNA polymerase II cis-regulatory region sequence-specific DNA binding. The record is from RefSeq and is a predicted model, not a curated record. The transcript has 2 exons. NCBI's taxonomy places the organism in Eukaryota, Metazoa, Chordata, Mammalia, Carnivora, Felidae. Gene Ontology annotation, cellular component: transcription regulator complex; nucleus.
CGCCCGGAGCCAGCGCGGGGCCAGGGGGCCCGCCCCGCCCGCCUCUCGGCCCCGGACGGCCCGGCGGGGAGGCGCCCAUGCGGGACGGCGCAGCGCGGUGAGGGCGCGCGCGGGCGGGCGGGGGCACAGCCGGCACCAUGUCCAUGCUGCCCACCUUCGGCUUCACGCAGGAGCAAGUGGCGUGCGUGUGCGAGGUGCUGCAGCAGGGCGGCAACAUCGAGCGGCUGGGCCGCUUCCUGUGGUCGCUGCCCGCCUGCGAGCACCUCCACAAGAAUGAAAGCGUGCUCAAAGCCAAGGCGGUGGUGGCCUUCCACCGCGGCAACUUCCGGGAGCUCUACAAGAUCCUGGAGAGCCACCAGUUCUCGCCGCACAACCACGCCAAGCUGCAGCAGCUGUGGCUCAAAGCGCACUACAUCGAGGCGGAGAAGCUGCGCGGCCGGCCCCUGGGCGCUGUGGGCAAAUACCGCGUGCGCCGCAAGUUUCCGCUGCCGCGCUCCAUCUGGGACGGCGAGGAGACCAGCUACUGCUUCAAGGAAAAGAGUCGCAGCGUGCUGCGCGAGUGGUACGCGCAUAACCCCUACCCCUCACCGCGCGAGAAGCGCGAGCUGGCGGAGGCCACGGGCCUCACCACCACGCAGGUCAGCAACUGGUUUAAGAACCGGCGGCAGCGCGACCGGGCAGCCGAGGCCAAAGAAAGGUACGAGGAGAACAGCGAGAACGCCAACUCCAACAGCCACAACCCGCUGGCUGCGACGCUGAACGGCAGCGGCAAGUCGGUGCUAGGCAGCUCGGAGGACGAGAAAACGCCGUCGGGGACGCCAGACCACUCGUCGUCCAGCCCUGCGCUGCUGCUCAGCCCGCCGCCGCCCCCCGGGCUGCCGUCCCUGCACAGCCUGGGCCACCCUCCAGGCCCCAGCGCGGUGCCGGUGCCCGUGCCGGGCGGAGGCGGCGCGGACCCGCUGCAGCACCACCAUGGCCUGCAGGACUCCAUCCUCAACCCCAUGUCGGCCAACCUCGUGGACCUGGGGUCCUAGAGCCCCGCCUGCCUCGACGUGCUCGCCUCGCCGGCUUGGCGCCGGGGACCUGAGAGACGGUGUCAGAGGGCGCCCUGCGGCCGGCGGGCCCCACCGGGUACUGAAAGACCCGCGCGCUGAGCGGGCAGAACCGCCGGCCCAGGCAGGGUGGAUGGCUCUUUGGUUUGGCCUUUGUCCGGGAUUUAUUUUCAACAAGUUGCUUCGGAGGUCGUUUGGAGGCCUGGGACCCGGCCUUGAACCAGGGAAGGGAAUAAAUUAUACACCAUGCUCACACUCUCUCCCUACCUUCUCACCGCUUCCUUGCUCUUCCCUUCCCUUCCCUUCCUUGCUCUUAUUUCCAGGUCCUUUUCCUUCCCUCUCUCUGGUCCUUUCCCCCUUUCCCUGCCCCUCUCUCUAUGCUUCUGGCUUGUCAAUUCUCGCUAAGUUUCCGUUUCUCUUUUUCUCCGUUUUUCCCGUUCUCCUCUCGCCAGCCUCUCGCACUCCUGGCCCCUGGGUCCGUAUCCCUCAGCCUCUCUCCUCCUGCCUGGACGUCUGUUUGCGCCCUCCUCCCCCACUGCCCUGGCCUGGAAGUAGGAGGGGGAAGAGCAGAGGAACCCGGCCUUCUCCGGAGGCCCUCCGCGGGGUUCGGCGUGUCGCAGGUGUCCGCUGUGCGCCUAGUAACUUAAGUGAAAGAGAAAGGACCACGGCGCGGAGGCCUCUGCACGCGCCCUUGCCGCUUGCCUGCCUCUCUCUCUCUCUCUCUCUCUCUCUCUCUCUCUCUCUCUCUCUCUCCUUCUCUCUCCUCCUCCCCAUGAGGCCCGCCACCCUCUCCCCUCUUCCUCCCGGACUGUGGCCACAGUGCCCCCGGCAGAGUGCGCCUCCCGAGCCGCGGACUUGCCGUCUGUCUCCCUGUUACGCCCUCAUGUGAAUGUUCUUCGGGAAAUAUUUCUGCUUUUAUUUUAUAAUAAAAUUAGAAAUCAUAAA